Anas platyrhynchos (mallard) is the source of this 2228-nucleotide messenger RNA. RefSeq names its product LETM1 domain containing 1 (gene LETMD1). Gene Ontology annotation, biological process: intracellular monoatomic cation homeostasis. Gene Ontology annotation, molecular function: ribosome binding. The record is from RefSeq and is a predicted model, not a curated record. NCBI's taxonomy places the organism in Eukaryota, Metazoa, Chordata, Aves, Anseriformes, Anatidae. Gene Ontology annotation, cellular component: mitochondrial inner membrane.
GGGGAACAGGCCCACAGAGCGGCUCCGCGCCUCGCUGGGGGGUCCCGAGAGUCGGAGGAGAGCCCCGAGCCCUCCCCAUCCCCCCCCGACCCCUCCCGGUCCCCCCGGCUCCUCCCGGGCCGGCCCCACACGGGGAAGCCCCCAAGAUGGCGGCGCCCAGCGGCCACUUCCGGCGGCGCUCACGUGACCGCUCCGCGCACCGCCUCCCGCCGCGUCACGUGGGCGGCCGCCAAGAUGGCGCUGAGCCGGGCGGGGGCCCGCGGGGCUCUCUGGAGGCUCGGCCCCGGGCCCAGCCCCGCCUGGGGCCUCCUGGAGCCGCGACCCCCGCGGGGGGCGCUGAGGGUCUCCGUUCGCUGCCGUUCCGCCGAGGCGGGUUCCCGGGGCGCCCUGGCGGCCGUGCUGCGGGGCCUGAAGCGGCUCAACGGGCGCUACGAGCGCUUCCUGCAGCGCUCCUUCCCCCGCUUCUACGGCCCUCUACGCCCUCUUCACCGGAGGUGGGGGCACGGGGUCCGGUCGGUGCUGCUGGAGGUGAGGGAGGUGCGGAGGAUCCGGCAGGACAUGGCCCGGCAGAGGCUGAGCCCCCAGCAGCUGCCCUACAGGGACAUGGAGAGGCUGCGGCAGUUCCGCAGGGACGUGCUCAAGGCCAUCCCGGUCGGGCUGCUCGCCAUCCCGCCCUUCGCCAACUUCUUGGUCAUCGUCCUGAUGUAUUUUUUCCCCCGGCAGCUCCUCAUCCGCUAUUUCUGGACGCCGAGCCAGCAGCGGGAGUUCCUGGCCGCCUACCACGCCAUCCGCAGCGCCGCCUACACCGAGGUGCUGCAGAGCCUGGCCCUGGCCGCCAGCUCCCUGCCCGAGCCCCGGCUCCAAACCCAGCUGCAGGAGCUCUGCACCAAGGUGCAGCGGGGGGCGCAGCCGCAGGUGGCCGAGCUGUACGCCCUCAGGAGCCUUUUUUCGGGGCCCCCCCUGGGGCUGAGCAAGCUGCACGCGUCCCACGUGAGGGCCCUGAGCCGGGUCCUGUUCCUCACCCCCCGCCUGCCCGCCUUCGUCCUGAGGCACCGCCUGCGCGGCCACGUCCUGGAGAUCCGGCACCUGGACCGGGCCCUGCUGCGCCUGGGCUUGGGGCAGCUCUCCGAGGAGGAGCUGAGGGCGGCUUGCUACCUCCGGGGUCUGAACUCGACGCAGCUCGGGCUGGCAGAGUGCAGAGCGUGGCUGGAGCAGUGGCUGCAGCUCUCCUGCAAGCUGCAAGUGUCCGAGGUGUCCCUGCUGGCCAACAGCAUGGUCCUGCUGAGCCUCAACUACCUCAGGGCCAAGGAGUGAGCACGGGGGGGGCCCCGGCUGAGACCCCUCGCCUGCGGCAUCGCCGGGGGGGGCUCGUGCAACCCCCCCCCCCAAUCCCCGGCACCUCGGGCAGAGCCUGGAGCCCCGCUGCCCCCCGAGGCGCUGCCACGCAGGUGAAGGGGGGGUCCCCGUCCCUCCGCGCUGUCCCCGCUGCCCCUCACGGCUCCCUUUCACCUCCUGAACUGCGGCACUUUAUGGAUGGGGGGGGGGAAGGAACAGGCGUGUGCCCCCCCUGCCCCUGGGAGCUUCCUGUGGUGGGCUGUGCUCAGCUUGGGCCCUGCUGCUCUGUUCCCUGUGCAGAGGGGAUCCCGGGGGUGUCACUGAAGUCUUAAUGCAAACAGCUCCUGGGGGGGGUGAGGGCCCCCCCUAGGUGUGGGGGUGGUCCCUGUGUUUUGUUCCAGGGCUGCAGCCACGGGCGGCGCUGGGAAGGACUGGGCUGUACUGGUGGUGAGGACGCAGCCCCCAGCAGCGCCUGGUGCCCCUCCGUGCCCUGCCCCACUCUGGGCUCCUCGGGAAAGGAUUUGGGGGGGCUGGGGGCAGCCUGCACCGUGCCCCCCCCAUCUCCCCGAGGGAUUAAACCCAGCCCCUCACCACCUGUCCUAGCGCGGUCUGUGCAUGAGAGACUCCGGAGUGAGUUUCGGCCCCGCUUUUUGUGUUUUAUUAAAGAAAAAAGCAAGCGCAGGGCUCGCCUGGCUCCCCCCUGGCCCCCCCCCGGCCCUGCCCCUGCUCUGCUUUUGCCCCCCCCCCCCCCCGGGCUCCUCUCGGCGCCCUCCAAGCCCCAAAGCGACUCCCGGUGCAAGUUUGAGCAUUUCUUUAUUUUUACACUUAAAUAUUUCUCUUUAAAUACAGCAUUGUCACCAUGAAAAGAACGUAAAAGGCCAAAAAAAAAAAAA